Messenger RNA from Laetiporus sulphureus 93-53, 2708 nucleotides. RefSeq lists its product as uncharacterized. The coding region runs from base 187 to 2502 and encodes 771 amino acids. The record is from RefSeq and is a predicted model, not a curated record. The transcript is spliced from 7 exons. NCBI's taxonomy places the organism in Eukaryota, Fungi, Basidiomycota, Agaricomycetes, Polyporales, Laetiporaceae.
UGUCAGUCUAAUUCCCCCGCGUCCACCUCAGCUCGGCUCUCCUUCAAUUCAGCCUUCAUUUCAGCCCAUCUGCCACGCCCACGACAGCGGCGUCGCCCGUUUUGCGAAUCCGCUAGCCAGCCGUCAUCAACUGCUGUGCCGCUCAACGAGCCGCUUAUUGUUGUGCUUCCAUCGCGCGGCCCCGUCAUGGCCACGCCAACACGUCUUGUUGAUAUGCCUGUGUCGCACAGCGUCGACGGCCAUCAGAUCGCCUUGAGACGAUCUGUCCGCCUUCUUGUUCGUAAUAGUAGCCCUUCGGGGCCCAGCGCUGCAGGCGGGAGCCGUCGUCGUCGCAGCAGCAGGAGCAAAGUAGACAGUUCCAGUUCCCAUGGUACAAGCAGAAGUCGAAGCCGUAAAGCGACCGGUCGUCCGAGCAAGGCUACCCGCAGCCUCAUCACUAACCGAGCCCGCCAGCCUGGAGUCAAAUUGACCCAAUCCGGGACACGUCCUCACGCAAGGCUAGCGGGUUUUGAGACGAAGUUUGUUCCACGCCCAAAAUUGGAUGUGCCACGCAAGCGUCGCCGUGGACCCGAUCUCCCUGAUCAUGCCACCGCUGGCCCCCUCCCCCUGGCCCCCGAUCUGGAUGAGCUUUUCCGCACCCCAAGGGCACUCCGGGCCCUCAAGCGGCAGCGACUCUCCCUCUCCGACGGCCUUGGCCACACCCUCGCCUCUCCUAUCGUCGCUGCUGACCAAUCAACAAACAUCCCUCGUUUGAGCGAUGACAAUCUCGCCGCUGCCGAGGGCACCGAUGGCGGAGUCGCCAGCGACUCCGCCCUCGCCGCGGACGUCGCUCGAGCCGCACAGAAGGACGCCCGUUUUAGGAAGGAGGCGUCUCGGAAGCUUUCGCCCAGCGGCUCCGGCGUCACGGAGCGUGCUUCGAUGCCGGACGGAGGACGGGAAGAGCUGGACCAACAUGUCGGCUCCGAUGGCAUGGCCACUGAAACAGGCGGAUCGGAUCUCGAUGUUACGUUGCCCCUCGCGGGAGAACCUUCUUUCCCUUCACUCCCCUUCGAGGACAGACGGCUCUGUGAGAGCCAGAACGUAUGCCCCGAGGCAUCUCGACCAGAGUCUGCGUCAGCAGAGAUCAAGCUGCCCACGGUCCCGGCUGUACCAUCAUUCAUUGAGAACGAGACGUUACCUGCGAUCGCAUCAUCGUCAAGAACCAAUGUGCAGCAGGCGUCAGUUGCUUCCACGUCUCAGGUGCCUUUGCCGACACCGCCACCUCAACCCGUUCCUGCCCCUGCACGUACACUCAAAGCCGAAACAUGCGAUGCGAACAUAUGGAAGAUUGCAAUGCAAGAACGCGUUAGCUACCUGUACCGCCGCUAUGGUCGGGAUGUCAUCGCCAAGACUGUUGCCGCUGACGCCGAGCGCUGUGCGCCUCCGACCGAGUUCCGUCUGUAUACUCCUGCGAGCUAUUCGGAGCGCGAAAGUGAUUCCGAAGCUUUCGACGAGAGCUUGAUCGACAUAGAGAUGGACUUUGACGAUGACGAUCUCUGGGAUGAAGACGACGAAGAUGACGACGAGGACCUCAUGGACGUGGAAGAUAACGCGACGGAUGGCUUUGAGGAUAAGCAGGUAGACGCCACUGAUGAUACGUCUCACGUCCAGAGCGUCAUGGCAUCAAACGCGUCAGGUGCAUCAUCAAUCCCUUCGACACCAACGGCACCCGUAGUCUCGUUUCAAUUGCCUCGUCUAGGAUCCAUCCGCGUCCCAUACCUAGACUCAUCCCCACUCCUUACUCCAGACGGCAGGACUUUUAUGGGUCGAGGCACCCCUGUGGACAAACAACGUCGUCUCGAGUGGGCAAAUAUCCCGCGACCAGCCGUCCAGGUCCAAUACACUCAGGAGGAAUGGUUCACGGCGUUCAUGCCCGCGUCCCCGUUCAUACCAAGGGCACCUUCGACAGGUGACCUAUCGUACAUGGACUCUCAGGCUGUUGGAGCAUUCUGUUGCACGCAGCAGGGCACGUACAGCACCCAGGGAACGCUGAUGUCAUCCUAUGGCAUGGGUGCGGGCUCGCCGAGCAUCUCGUAUUCGUCGCCGUCCCAAACGCAGUCGUGGCUCGACCCUUCACUCAACCCUUCACUAUCGGCACACGGCCUCGCGGCGCCUCCAGACGCAGGCACGUCGAUGAUGAACGAGAAUUUCAUCGCCCUCGCUGUGUCGGCCGGGGUUUCGGGCGCGGCGCAGAGCGCACCUGGGUGUGCGUUGCACACUACCUUCUUGCAGUGUCUGAUGGCCUCCAGCGCAGGAUGCAUGAUGAGCCUCGCAGGCGCGUCAGCUCCAUCGCCAUCCCCAUCAUCGCCCGCGCCACCUUCAGUGCCGUCGCCAUUUGCGUGCAACGUGGAGGCCUCGACUCUUCCUGCGUCCGCGGCGGUGGCGAGCACCGCCGUCUAUGACGUGGCCGUUGAGCCGGUACCGGUGCAGGCGUCGAGCACGCUGAGCCACGCCCUUGGCUAGGUGCCAUCGCGCUCCGUGUGUGCUCCGUCCCGUACGUAGUCCAUGGUCCAUCCUCUACCACGACCCGCGUAGCCGCUAUCUCAUUUCCGGCAUGCGCAUCCCCUGUUGCAUCGCUACUGCGCCCCACAUGUCUCUUCCUUCAUGCUCUCUCGGGCCGCGGCUCGUGCUGUGGCUUUGCUCUCAUCCAUCAUGCUUGCUCAUCCACU